CGUGGUCCGACAGAUAUAACGUAAAAUGGCUUCCAGGCCUUCGGCGAUGGUCCUCUUGUCUUCCUGUUCAGCCAUCAUCACCACCAGUCUUUCUUUUCUUUUUUUUUACCUUUGUUUUGAAUCACCUUUUUUUCUCUCUCUUCAAAAAAUAGAACCAUAUAUUUCUAGACUACAGUAAUAUCACUCAUUGUCACUACCUGCAGACUUUGCUUUCCCCAUCAACUCCCGCCUUGUCAUCCACGCUUGCCAAACAAACGGUUACGCAAAAUGUAUUUGCCUCCAGUUCUUCUGCGGCUACUUGGGACAGCUAGCUUGUGCAGUGCUGCCGCCGUCAAGGCUUUCGCACCAAGGCAUCUCCCGAACUUUUCUCCAAUCCCACCUGGAAACCUCACCGAGGAGCAGUCAGUGGAGAUUGCCGCAGUGGCCCUGUCAAGCGAUGGUCUCCAAUGGGCAGAGGAGAUCACCAUGUCGGAUACUGCCUUCCGCUGGUUUGUACACGACCCUUCUGUUAGGCUCGAGGGCAAGGAACCGACCAAAGGCCCUGCGGUGGAGGAGAAGAACCAAAAGGACAGCAGCCUGAAGGGCCGUCAGAAUGGCGUCGUCAAGUACAUAUCUGGAAUGGAUGACAGGGUAGAAGAGAAGCGCCUGGCAUAUCCUUUCUCUGCCAUGGGCCAGAUCAACAUCCUGAACCACGAUGGCAGGCGUUCCAGGUGCAGUGGCGCGCUGGUAGGCCCCCGCCUGGUAGCCACGGCACGGCACUGCCUCAACGAUGACGGCAAGGGCGCCUACACCUUUCACCCGGCCUUUCACACAGUCGAUAGGCUCCCCAACGCGACCGUGACGCAUGUCAUCUCUAUUGCGCAUCCGAACCGGAAGUCAUUGACAAACUGCGACUAUGUGGACGACUGGGCAAUCAUGGUACUUGACGAGGACCUGAGCGAAAUAAGCGGCUACAUUGGAGCGCGCGAGUUUGAUGACGACGUGCUCAACCACGAGAGCCUGCACAACUACGGCUACCCGGGAGACCUUCAGUCUGGCGUGCCCUAUUCGCAGUGGGGGUUCGCAGCACAGCUGGAUCAUGAGAACGACCUGGCUUGCUCAAAAAACAGACAGACCCCCAUGAGCCACCAGGCAGACACGGCUAGCGGCCAGUCGGGUGGGCCAAUCUUCACGGCUGGCGAGCAUGAAGAUGGCGUCUACCUUAUGGGAAUCAACGUAGCGGUUGACCCCAACCGUGGCCGUCGCGCCCUGGCAUCACACGGGGCGGCGUUGAUGGGCUCCAUCGUGUACGCAAGAAGGUAUUUUGCCUAAAAGAUGGGUGGAUUUUCAUUGCCAGCUCUACUUCUGUUCCUCUCCCUCUUUUUUCUCUUCCUUUACCAAUAUUUAUUUCAACAUGCAUAUCUUGAGGGGCUUGCCGCUAUACGCCAC
Molecule: messenger RNA, 1428 nt
Organism: Pyricularia oryzae 70-15
Lineage: Eukaryota; Fungi; Ascomycota; Sordariomycetes; Magnaporthales; Pyriculariaceae
Exons: 1
Coding region: 268-1311 (347 amino acids)
Biological process (GO): proteolysis
Molecular function (GO): serine-type endopeptidase activity
Source: RefSeq, a predicted model, not a curated record